UCGUCGAAACAAGUUUGUCAAGAAUUUCACUUGACAAAGUGAAACGGCGCUUUCGCUCAAUCGCCAACAUCUUGAGCUUUCGAAAAUGGCGACUGGUAUCAACUGUGAACGACGAAACGAUUAAGAAAAGUGUGCAGACAUGUUCAUCACUUCCACAAUUGAAUGGAGUCCGUUGUACUUUUGGUCAGCUUUAAUCAUUUUAUUGACCACCUGGUAUUGGACGUGGACUCAAUCACGAUUCGUACGCCUCAUCAAUGCCAUUCCAGGGCCUAAGCAUCUGCCACUGUUGGGCAACCUCCUCGAUUUGGGUUUCAGCUACGAUGGAUUUUUCAGGAAAUUGACAUUUGACUGGAAUCAAAAAUAUGGUGGGAUCUUUCGCGUUUGGUUAACCUUCCAUCCGGUGGUUGUCGUUGGGUCACCAGAGAUAUUAGAGCCUAUUCUUUCGAGCAAGAUCAUUGGUGACAAACCUAAUGAGUUGAAGCUGCUCAAAGAGUACCUUGGUGACAGCGUUGGUUUCUUAAAAGGUGAAGAGUGGAAGCAACGUCGACGCUUGCUGACGCCAGCUUUCCAUUUCAAAAUUCUCGAUAGUUUCAUCGACAUCUUUAACGAGAGAAGUGUCGAAUGCGCUCGCAGCCUUGACAGAGCUGUCGAAAUCAACAAGGGAGGCGAGUUCGAUAUUUUCCCCAUCAUGCAACGAUUUUCUUUGGAUGUCUUCUGCGAAACGUCCAUGGGACAAAAAUCAGGUAACAACGAGAAAAAGGAGAAAUAUCUUGGUAUCAUUGCGGACGCCAGCGCAAUAGUCAUGGAACGUUUGCUAAAACCUUGGCUUCGAAUCAAAUGGAUUUUUAAUCUGAGUCGUCUUGGCGAAUUGAGUAGAUCGUACGCCGCUGUUGCUGAUGCGUUUUACUACCAGGUAAUUAAAGAACGGCGCGAAUUGUUCCAACAAGAAAAAGAGAAAAAUGCAAAUCAGUCCGCGUCUGAAAAAUUACCCAACGGGGGCUUAGAUCAAGACGACCCUAUCGAUGCACCAAGAGGGAGGCCAGCUUUUUUGGAUACGCUGCUAAAAGCUACAGAAGAAAAUCUGGAGUUAACCGAUGAGAUUAUCAAGGACGAAGUUAGCCUCUUCAUGAUUGCGGGUCACGAGACAACAGCUUUCACUUUUGCAGCGUUCUUGUAUCUGAUAGCAAAGCAUCCCGAGCAUCAGCAAUUGGUCGUAGACGAGUUACAUCAAGUGUUUGGCGAUUCGAAUCGCCCUUGCACUUCGAACGAUUUCGCACAGCUCAAAUACUUGGAUUGUUGCAUCAAGGAAACGUUUAGAAUGUACACCAGCAUCCCCAUUAUUAUUCGAUCGAUUCCGGAAGAUCUGCAAGCAGGAGAUUUCACGCUGCCCAAGGGUCUGACAGUGUUGCUGAACAUUUAUGCUACACACCACAAUCCUGACAUUUAUGCUGACCCUGAAUCUUUCAAGCCGGAACGAUUUCUACCGGAGAAUAGCAUAGGACGUCAUCCGUACGCUUUUGUUCCAUUUAGCGCUGGUCCUCGCAACUGUAUCGGUCAAAAAUUUGCCAUGUACGAACUGAGGGUGGUGUUAGCCAAUCUACUUCGCUGGUUCCGUUUUUCCGUCUCUGAUCCGUCUGCACCGCUUGAAACUCCCACCAUGCUAAUUGUGCUGAAGUUCAAGAACGGAGCUCGCCUGAUUGUUUCUAGAAGAUCUAAUAUUCCUUGAUGCAACGUCGCUUACUUAAUAUGUUAGAUUUGUGGUAGAUUUAAAUUUUGAGAGUUGUGGAUUUUAGCGGCACAGCUUCCAACGAUGGAACGGUCAACUGUAUCGACCAAAGAAGAUGUAAGCAGAUUGCCUCCAUAAUUGAGAAGAUAUUUUUUAAAGCGUGUAAAAGUAUUCAGUCGUUAUGUUUAUUUCGUGAUUCGUCUGACGUCUGUUUUUGUGAGCUUAGCUGAUUAUCAAUCAUAUUUUAUUUUCUCUGAAAUUGACUUCAUGUCAGGCAAUACAAUAUGCACCACA
This is a messenger RNA of Daphnia magna, 2020 nucleotides long. Its product is annotated as cytochrome P450 4c3. Lineage: Eukaryota; Metazoa; Arthropoda; Branchiopoda; Diplostraca; Daphniidae. The coding region runs from base 140 to 1726 and encodes 528 amino acids. The record is from RefSeq and is a predicted model, not a curated record. The transcript has 13 exons. Gene Ontology annotation, molecular function: oxidoreductase activity, acting on paired donors, with incorporation or reduction of molecular oxygen; monooxygenase activity; heme binding.